AUGGCGUACGCCGCAAUGAAGCCAACCAAGCCCGGUUUUGAGGAAUCCCAGGAACAAAUCCACAAGAUAAGGAUCACCCUUUCCUCCAAGCACGUCAAAAAUCUCGAGAAGGUUUGUGCGGACCUGGUUCGCGGUGCAAGGGACAAGCGCCUCAGAGUUAAGGGACCUGUUAGGAUGCCCACUAAGGUUCUUAACAUCACUACAAGAAAAUCCCCUUGUGGUGAAGGUACCAACACAUGGGACAGAUUUGAACUUCGUGUGCACAAGAGAGUCAUUGACCUCUACAGUUCCCCCGACGUGGUUAAGCAAAUUACCUCUAUCACCAUUGAACCUGGUGUGGAGGUUGAGGUGACCAUUGCAGAUGCUUGA
Messenger RNA from Sphenostylis stenocarpa, 369 nucleotides. The record is from the annotation of a GenBank genome assembly. Lineage: Eukaryota; Viridiplantae; Streptophyta; Magnoliopsida; Fabales; Fabaceae.